Macrosteles quadrilineatus (aster leafhopper) is the source of this 4301-nucleotide messenger RNA. Its product is annotated as DEP domain-containing protein 1B-like. Lineage: Eukaryota; Metazoa; Arthropoda; Insecta; Hemiptera; Cicadellidae. The record is from RefSeq and is a predicted model, not a curated record. Gene Ontology annotation, biological process: intracellular signal transduction. The transcript is spliced from 11 exons. The coding region runs from base 139 to 2145 and encodes 668 amino acids.
CCAUUUUAUGUUUGCAUUAUCAAGUGUUUUUAUUAAUAAAAGUUGUUUCUAAAUUAUAAACAGUAAAAAUGCUUAUGAUCAUUUUAUUCGAGUGAUAGUAAAGUGUACUCUACCUAAAUUGGUUACAUAUGAACCACUAUGGCUGCAGGUAGCUCAAACUCAUUUCCCAGAUCUCCUCCCUUUAGAGCCACUCAGCUGUGGAAUGAAGCUGUCAGUAUCUUCCAGAAUGGCAUGCCAACCCGAAGACACUUUCAUCGAAUGAGAUACUAUGACAGUUGUUUCUCAGGGAAAGAAGCCGUGGAGUGGCUUAGCCAUGCUCUCACUGUUAAUCCCCGUUUCGGAAACAAUGUCACGACUGAGGGAACACAUAAGUUGCUCCAACAUUUCCUCAAAUCAGGAGUCUUUCAAAGCAUCAAAGGAAAUUUGACUUUCAAAGAUGGUGGACUUUAUGAGUUUGUUAAUCGAACAAUUCAGUCACCAAAUCGGAAAUGUGAACGCAAAGUACCACAAUCUCGGAAGUGUUUAAAGGAAAUUGACUUUAAUGUGCCAAAGAAUUUUGAUAAUAGAAUUUCAAGAAAGAGAGAAGAUCUAAAAAACAAAUGGCAGUACAUGGAUAAACAUCUAGAGUACUUCUCACACCAAGAUGAUAUUGACUGGAAGGAUGUAAUUUUGAAAAGGAUCGGCUCUCUACUCCCAACACUAGGCAUUGACUUGUUGUUGGAUCCAGACACCAUCUGCUCUGAUUGGGUCAAAGUCAAUGUUUGUCCGCAAUACCAAUCAAUAAGGAACAACACAGAACUGCCCUUCUGGGUCUACACUGCCAUUUCUAGUGUUAUAAACCCUCUUGAGAAAGAGUACCCGAUGUACCAGGGCUAUCAAAAACAAGUGUACAAAGUGGUUCAGGACUACCUACGGCACAGGAACUUCCCAGUGAUCCCCUACUGCUUGUACGAGCUGGUCAUGUACACAUUCAACCAUCUCCACUACACCGACCUCGAGCUGAAGAGCAGACUGCAAGAACGAGACUCUGUAGAAAACCUCGUGUUGAGUAUGAGUAACGCGGAUUGGAGCAAUCAUGAACUCGUUUCCAAUGAAAACCUCUCAACUACGAUGCUUCCACCCAACUCUUGUUUUGAAACUGCCUUCACCUCUGAUGAACCUGUGACUCGGAUCGUACCUCAAAGUUGCGUGGACACGAUUUGUCUCAGCAACAGAAACUCAGUUAGAGAUGCCGUUCAACCUCAUGCGAAACCUGAGAAACCGAGCAGUGAUAAGUUUAGAAGAAAGAGUAACAUCGCAUUGAGAAGAACUCAGUCCAUGGCACAGAUUGAUGCUAAGUGGAGCACUCCAUCGCCAGAGCAACAGAGUUACGUGAACUAUGGUCUGUCUCAGUCCCUGGACGAUCUCCUCCUAGAGGAUGUGUCGGAGGAUGUAGUUGGAAGCCUGGACCUGGAGGAAGCCAUGAAGAGUGUUCACAGUCUGAUGCGGGCGACAACGGUCUCGGACUCCUUUGAUUCUCUCACCACAGUUGACUCCUGCAUUGUAGACCCAGCAGAUCUUGUGUGUAUUGAUAGUUGCCAAUGGCUGGAACAUGUCCAGAUGACAGCCAAGACAGUGUUUCAGCUUCUGUUGCUUCUCCUUCCUCCGGUCAGUAGAACUUCUCUACAGAUGCUUCUUCAGUUCAUUGAUAGACUUUGUGUCCCUUCUCACUCCACCAUUAGUAAAACAGAGAUUGUCUACGAUUUAAGUGCUCACAUUUUGUCUCCUGGUCCUCACAGCAAGAAUGUGUACAGCCACCAUAUGGUUCUCAGCGUAGUUUACUUUCUAGUGGACAACUGUAACUUUAUCUUCCAGGAUACACCCAUUAAAGAGUUGCUGAAUGGGUUUGACCUGAGAAAUCAGGGGGAGAAUACACAAACACAGGUUUAUUGUGAACAAGUGACAGGGGCCGAGUUUCAGGACCAAGGAGUCACUAGUUCUUGGUUGGCUUUAGCUGAACUGCUGGACCAGAUUAUCUCAGAUACCAAAAUGAAGACCAAGGAGAAGAAAAAGAGGCUCAAAAAGUUUAAAGAAGCCUAUCCUCACAUCUACAAGCAAAAGCUUGGGUCCUCAUCCACAUCAAGUGCCUUACUUCAUUUUAGAUAAGUCUUUAGUUUUAGAUCCACCUUUUUAAGAACUUGUUUAGGCUAGGAGAUUAUUUUAUUUACUAUGAUUAGCAUAAAGUAAGUCUCAAUUUUCUUGUUAUUUUUGUCAAGGAUACCCCUCUUUUCCUGAUGCUCUUUUGGGCUGGAAAGAAUGUUAUCUAAAGUCACAACCCCACUAUGCUGAAUGGCACAGAUAUGCGCAAGGCUUGUGCCGAUCGGCAAUGCCGCUUGCGAUUCAAAACUGACAGGCUAUCGGUCCGGAUCAAAGAAAGCCAAGAGGCACGUUAGAGUGGGGACAAGCCAGGCGGCAGACACCGGUACCAACCAUCAUUUUAUAGUUAUUUUUGGUCCAAAAGGAUUCAAAGUAAAUUUUCAAAAUUUAUCAAUGUCAUUAAAAAACAAUAAACUCAUCAUCAACUCUGUAUUCUUAGUUUAUCAUGUCAGCAUCAUCCAGUAGAUCACUAGCACUAUACCUUUUACUUAUUUUCAAACUGGGGCGAAUCCAAAACCUCCAGGGUAACUCGGUCGGUCUAAUGCACCAACAACAUCUCAUCAUCAGAGGACAUCUCAGCACAGAGUGACACAGCCUUCGUUUCACACUUUUAGGUUAGACCUCAUGGCACGAUGCCUUUUGCACAACUGAAACAACUAUGCCAAGCAGCAAAGCCGGUCAAAUUUGCUGAACAGCCUUCAAUGGCAUAGUGAGGAUGUGGCUUUAGGAUUCAUAUUUAAUUGUCAAUGAUGUGAAAUUUAAUUUUGAAACAAAAAAAAUUGAAAUUGAAUUUUAAAUAAAUCAUCAUAUUUUAGGGAGCUCUCUUUUAGUGAUGGUCAAAACCAGAAAUUUUGAAUCUCAAAACCGAAACCGAAACUUUAAAAAUCUAAUCCCGAAUCUCGAAUCUCAAAACCUAAACGCGAAACUAUUUUACUUAGCUGGUUACAAAGGUCAAGGUAACAAAAAAUACACAUAAUCAUAAAAUGUUAAGUAUGCAAUCAAAACUGAAAGAGAUCGACUCCUGACUGUGACAUAACAUAAAUAUGUGAAUGUGACUGAUAAUCUUAAAACCCAAUACAACAUAAUUUUUCAUAAACAACCAACAAAAAAAAUAAAUUAAACUUCUAACACCAACAUAAACAUGAAUAUUAGAUUAAUUAGAACAUUUAGUGGUCAAUAUAUUUCUUUGUGUUUAGUAAAGUUGAUGUGAAACUGAAUUGUACCAGUUAUAGUAUUUAAGAUACCUUUUGAAGUUCAGGAUAAAAUUUACUUGUUUCAUUUCUGUUAAUGGUGAUGUUUGCUCUGUUGCUACCAGCUUGUUUGGAAACAGUGUUAAAAACAAUAACAAAGGCACAAAAAAAUGUCAGCAGUUUCAAAAAUAAAACUGCCAAAAUCUUCAAUUUCGAAACUUUUGAAUCUCGAAACUUGGUGAUCGAAUCUCGAAACCGAAACUUUUCCUAAGUUUUGAUGGUUUUGAGAUUUGAGAUUCGGUUUUGACACAUCACUACUCUCUUUAAUUGUUUUGUUUUAUUUAUCCAAUGUGAUUUAAUUGUGAACAUUUACAAUAAUUUUUCCGUUUAAAACAAAUUUCUAUUCUCACAGUUUUUUUCAUUUCCUAUUUGAUUAAGCUAAACUAUAAUAUAAUUUAAAACCAUUCAUUCGUGGUUUAAAAUGUACUAGGCAAACAUACAAUUUAUAGAAAGUCAAAAUUAAGGUAUAAUUGUAUGUAACUAUAAUCUCUUAUACUAAUCAACAAAUUAAAUUAUUCUAAAAGUACCAAAGACAAUCCCAGCAUUUAGCUGUUAAAGAUAUGUAAACUAAUUAACAUAUUUUAAGACUUGUAAUGUAUUGUGUUUUUGGUAACACAAUAAGAAUGAUAAUGAGAUUUUUUCUUUAACGAAGAGCUUACACCUUAAGAUCUUGUAUACUGUAUUAUUUUUUCAAUUAGUGCUCUCUUAAAAAGGUCUUCCUCCUGGUGCUUAUAUGUAUAUUGUACAUAUGUUUGAUGUUUAUGUUUAUUUGUUAUAAACUUCACAUGAUUUAAUCUAUAGUAUUUGUGUGACUUGUUAUAAUACGUAUUUUUAAAAUAUUUUUUUAUCCAGAUUUGUUUAUUUAGUUAGUUAAUGUUUUCAUUAUUGUAUGUUUCAUUUACUUGUAACCACCAA